This is a messenger RNA of Ananas comosus (pineapple), 3407 nucleotides long. Its product is annotated as protein MICRORCHIDIA 7-like. NCBI's taxonomy places the organism in Eukaryota, Viridiplantae, Streptophyta, Magnoliopsida, Poales, Bromeliaceae. Gene Ontology annotation, cellular component: nucleus. The transcript is spliced from 20 exons. The coding region runs from base 99 to 2642 and encodes 847 amino acids. Gene Ontology annotation, molecular function: ATP hydrolysis activity. The record is from RefSeq and is a predicted model, not a curated record.
GAGAAAGAGACCUUUUCCUUUUCCUCGCCCCUCCCCCUCUUCGUUCCUUUUUGCAAAAGAGCCCCUCUAAUUUCUCCAAUUCGCACUCCCCCUUUCCCAUGGGUUCGCUCGUUAAGGAGGAGAUCGUCGAAUCCCCCGCGCCUCCGCGGCCGAUCGCCGGAGCGGCGGCGGCGGCGGAGGCGGAGGCGGCGCCGUCACUCGCCCCCGCCGACGCGGUGAUCGAGCUCAGCAGCAGCGACAGCGACUCCGACCCGGAGGAGGAGGGGGGCGGCGGCGGAGUAGGGGCGAAGCGGCCUAGGGUUUCGGGGGCCGGAGCCGAGGCGGAGGCUGAGGGGGCGCGGCCGAAGAGGCCGAGGGCGAAGGCCCUCCCGGUCGGCUUCCUCGAUCCGCUCCCGCCGGAGGCCCCGCCGCCGCUCCCGCUUCCGGCGCCGUCUCCGGCGGCGGCGGCGGCGGCGAUUCAGGGUUCCAAGCAGUUUUGGAAGGCCGGGGACUACGAUGGGAGCCUCGGCGGUGUCGAUUCCACGCCCAUGUCAGGAGCAGGGAUGGAUCAUGUCAGAGUGCACCCUAAGUUUCUACAUUCAAAUGCUACCAGUCACAAGUGGGCCCUUGGAGCUUUGGCUGAGCUUUUGGAUAAUGCUCUUGAUGAGGUUUGCAAUGGAGCUACAUAUGUGAACAUUGAUAUGUUAAAUAAUAAUAAAGGCGGCUCAAGAAUGUUGCUGGUUGAAGAUAAUGGUGGUGGUAUGGACCCAGAUAAAAUGCGUCAAUGCAUGUCCUUGGGUUAUUCAGCAAAGUGCAAAAUGGCAAGCACUAUUGGACAAUAUGGAAAUGGCUUCAAGACUAGCACCAUGAGACUUGGAGCUGAUGUUAUUGUUUUCUCCCGUAGUCGUGGAAAAGAUGGAAAAAGGCCCACACAGAGUAUUGGAAUGCUAUCGUACACCUUCCUACGAAGCACGGGGAAAGAAGAUAUUGUAGUACCAAUGCUUGAUUAUGAAAAGGAAAAAGGCUGGAAUCAAAUGACACGAACAACUCCAGCUGAUUGGAAUACAAACUUAGAGACAAUUAUAAAAUGGUCUCCUUAUUCAAGUGAGGCUGAUCUUCUUCAGCAGUUUAGCUCACUGAAGGAUCAGGGAACUCGAAUAGUGAUAUACAACCUAUGGGAGGAUGAUCAAGGAGAAUUGGAACUCGAUUUUUAUACUGACAAACAUGACAUUCAAGUUAGAGGUGCUAACCGGGAGGAGAAAAAUAUUCAAAUGGCUAAGCAGUUUCCAAACUCGAAGCAUUUCCUGACAUACCGCCAUUCUCUAAGGAGUUAUGCCUCUAUUCUCUACCUCAGACUUCCGCAUUUCUUUAGAAUGAUUCUGCGUGGAAAGGAGGUUGAACACCACAAUAUUGUGAAUGAUAUGAUGCAUAAGCAAGAGGUUACAUAUCGGCCGCAGUAUGCUGAUGGGCAUUCAAAGGACCCUAAUAUGGUUGCUGUUGUGACAAUUGGUUUUGUAAAGGAUGCAAAACAUCACAUUGAUGUUCAGGGAUUUAAUGUUUAUCACAAGAACCGACUAAUAAAGCCUUUCUGGAGGGUUUGGACUGCUGCUGGUAGUGGUGGCCGUGGUGUUAUCGGUGUAUUGGAGGCCAAUUUCGUUGAACCAGCUCAUGAUAAACAGGAUUUUGAGCGGACAACAAUUCUCUCUCGACUUGAAGCACGAUUAGUCCAAAUGCAGAAAUCAUACUGGUCAACGAACUCUCAUAAAGUUGGCUAUGUCCAAUUUCGUAAUAAGAAAGAUGAUCAAUCAGAUGCUAGAGAGAGCUCACCCGAGGCUGCUCCUCAUCCAUCAUCUCAUCGAUCUGGGAAGGGAGUUUCUCCAGCAAGUGCAUCUAAUUUUGGCAAGUCGAAAGAUUCAGCCAAAGUUCAACAAUCAGAGAAGUCUAUAUACAACUUGAAUCAGAAAAAUCAGAAGGGUGGGAAGUCAUUGUCCUCGAAAUUUAAUAGUGCCGAAUCUUCACAGUCACAAUUGAAUGAAUCAUCUGAUGAGAGUGACCCAGAGUUUGCCCCCUCAGAGAGAUUCAGAUCUCGUAGCCAUAAGACCUCUCCUGCUCAAAAAUCCUUCCAGAAGGGGAGUAGGUCUCCUGCUCAAAAAUCCUUCCAGAAGGGGAGUAGGUCUUCACCGUUGCCUUCGCGAGUACGCCCGGUUGACGCAGGAGCUGGAGUGAAUAAUAGUGCAACUAGUGGUGCUAAAGCAAUCGAAGGAAUUGCGACCAGAUCUAAGUCAAAGUUGCAGGAAGUUAAAGCAACAUGCAAUGGGAAAGCACCAGCUCGUCAGUUGUCACCUGAGCUCACUAUCCAGCAGUUGAAAGAUGAAAACCUUGCCUUGAAGGAAAAGAUUUCAAAAAUGGAGUCGUCAAAGUUACGGGAGUUGCAGAUUGAGAAGGAUAGGAAUAAAUCACUAACUGAGCAACUGGAAGAUGCAAAUAGAAAACUGGAGCACGCAAGCAGCGAGCAAGAAGCUCUAAUCGACAUCUUUUCGGAAGAAAGGACCCGUCGUGACAAAGAGGAGGAGAAUUUGAGGAAGAAGCUAAAGGAAGCUUCCGCUACAAUACAAGAUCUGAUGGACAAGUUGAGUGCUUGUCGGAAGAAGCCCAAGCAAUGAAACGCCGGCACAAAGACCUGAAGGUGAUUGCAUUUCAUUGCGCCUGUUUUGAAACGGAUUUUACGAUGUAGGGCUUUGUAGUGAUUCCAGAUCCCCCUCCAUGAAGAAACAAACGCCUACCAAGAGAGAACCAUCAUCACUGACUCUUUGCUAACACUAACCCACCAUUUUCACUACAUGCAUAGCACUCUUGGUAGGAGCCGAGGAUUACACCGGAACUUGAUAUGAUCAUUAUCUUCGACUUGCUUUUGCUGUGUUUGAAGCGUUUUGCCGUGCCUGUCGAGGAAGUACAUCUACUACUGCGGUCUGAGGGGGGUGGAUCUUUUUUCUUUCUUCGUUAGUUUUUUCCUCUUUAGUGAUGAAUCUGAUUGUUAGUUUGUACAGUUGCUGAUGAACCCGAGUCGCACAACAAGUGCUGUACAUGCAAGUAUAUUACACAUGUUUUCGUUGUUAUAAGGUGCACUUCUCGCUUUCCUCGAUGGACCGCGCCGCGCGGGGAUAUUGGCUCUCCCACAAAGUGGCUUGAUCACCACUGAGGCCUCAUUUUAGUGAGUCUUCUCGGACCGAUUAUGUAACUGGUCGCUCAACUUCAUUCUGUUUCGGUUGGGUUGCUGGAUUUUUAUGCUGUGUUCGGACUUGGCAACCUCUACCUGUACCUAUGAAUUACUCGCAGGUUUGCAUGUAUGGGUAUUAGUUUUUUUUUUUAUCUAAAAAAUCAUGAGUAAAACGGAUGAUUACAUAUUAAAUUAUGGAUAUUUUGGACAA